Medicago truncatula (barrel medic) is the source of this 756-nucleotide messenger RNA. RefSeq lists its product as uncharacterized. Bases 1 to 756 code for a protein of 251 amino acids. NCBI's taxonomy places the organism in Eukaryota, Viridiplantae, Streptophyta, Magnoliopsida, Fabales, Fabaceae. The record is from RefSeq and is a predicted model, not a curated record. The transcript has a single exon. Gene Ontology annotation, molecular function: nucleic acid binding; RNA-DNA hybrid ribonuclease activity.
AUGUGUGAUUUCGUUAAUACUGCGAAUAAUGUGAUAAAUCAAGGCCAGGAUUGUGCAAGUGAUAUUUUCCAAUUGUUGCAGGUGUUACAUGGUUAUGAGGCAGCGUUGUUCUGCUGCAUUCUUUGGAGUAUUUGGAAGCAACAGAACAACAAGGUUUGGAAUGAUGUGAUUGAAGCGCAUGUUGCUGUUCUGGAUCGUGCAAAAGUACUUUUACAAGACUGGAGAGCAGCUAAAUUCUAUCAGCAACAACCUUCAAGGAUACAAAAUAACGCUGAUACUUCAAAGUGGAAGAAACCAGCUGUAGGUCGAUAUAAAUGCAAUAUCGACGCCUCUUUCUCUAAGCACUUAAAUAAGGUGGGUAUAAGAAUGUGUAUAAGAGACAACACAUGUACGUUUGUCUUAGCUAAAACUGAAUGGUUUAGUCCGAUAUGUGAAGUUCAUAUACGAAAAGCUCUUGGUUUAUUAUCUGCUCUAGAAUGGGUUCACGAGCUUAAUCUUGGUCCUAUGAAUUUUGAGAUGGAUUCGGAAAAGGUUGUUGAUAAUUUCUUAUCGACAGAUCAUGAUGCAAUUGAAUUCAAAAAUAUCAUUCAAAAUUGUCAAUCUCUUUUUAGGAAUUAUUAUGAAAACUCUAAGGUAGAGUUUGUACGGAGACAAGCAAAUGAGGCAGCUCACAUUUUAGUUAAGGCGGCUACAUUGUCAACUAGUUUCCAGAUAUUAUAUGUAAUACCUGAUUGUAUUGAGCACAUUCAAAAGUGA